AUGCCAAGCGAUUUGAUGUCCCAGUCAUACUUCAUAACAGCAAUUAACAGCAAUAUUAUUGCACAAUUUCAGUCUUUGGGCAUUUUCUUUGGAGAUAGUCUCUCGUUGUUCGAGUAUUUAGUAAAAGAAUCGAUUCUGAAAGAUCGAAAUGGAGAUAGCUGUGCUUUAAACCAGUCUGCUGUUUACAAGGCUUUGUUUGAUCAAGGCUUUGAUGCCCACGACGCGCUUGAAGAUGUGAAAGCUCUACAUCGUAUUCUGUUCUCCUCGCCGUUAAACCUUUCGGAAAAAGAUCUGAUCACACAUUGUCAAGCAAAUCCAUUUGACGAAGCUUACCAGGAUAAUCUGUAUCUAGACCAACGACAUCAACUUGUACAGACACUCAACACCAAACCGCAUGGAACAAUCAGCAAAGGCAUGGUCGAGAAAAUCGCCAGCAGUGGCUUGAGCUUCGCGAAUUUACAAAGUCUGUUUGAUAGGUUUGGCAGGAAUGGACUGAUUGGAGUUCUGUCUAACCCGCCGACAAACAAUCGUGGAUCCAAAAAGCCAAGAGUGACAAAAUCGAAGCGAAUUUUGCUUGCUAUCGUGCAAUACUUCGAACAAACCGCCAGCGAGCAGUAA
Molecule: messenger RNA, 618 nt
Organism: Paramuricea clavata
Lineage: Eukaryota; Metazoa; Cnidaria; Anthozoa; Malacalcyonacea; Plexauridae
Source: the annotation of a GenBank genome assembly